GCUAAACUACACACAAAUGCAAGUAUUGUUGCGUCGCACAUUACCACAGCAGCUACAGCAGUCACCACAAAUAACACCUCCCCAACCGCCAGAGUCGGACAGUGUAUCAAUAACAUUAGCAACAAUUAUUAUAAGAACAACAAUAAUAACAACAUUAAUACUAAUAAUAAAACCACCGUUACAUCCACACAACCCCUACUUAGUAACAGUCAACAAAAUUCGACGCUUAUAAACCAACAAAACUCAAUUGGGCAAAAUGUUGGCGGCGGUGGUGCUAAUAAUGUUGCAAAGCAUAUAAAUACGGUAACUGGCUUAGGGCCCACAAUGCAACAGCAAUUUAAUACGAAUGCUAAAAAUAACCACACACAACUGUUGUCACAACAGCCACAACAACAACAACAACAACUGUCAGCGAAUACGCUACAACAAACGCCGCAGCAGCAACGGCAUCAACAAACCCACCCACCGCCACCACGUCAAUCACACUCUUACCCUUACAACAACAACAAUAAUAAUAAUAAUAGCAGCAAUAAUAUUAAUCUUAACAUAAGCAAUGUUGCGCCCAAUAUGUCCGGCAACAAUAUAUUGAAACCACAACAACAACAACAAACAUAUGCGGCAAUAACGUCAACACAACAACGUCUUAACGGUGCACUGACGACAACAGCCAGUGCUACACCGAAGUCGCUCACACAGCCACUACAUAAACAACAACAACAGCAGCAACAGCACCAUACAACGGCUCUAGCCAACAAUAAUAGUAAAAUUGUUGGUCCAGCUAUGUCAACGACUAAUAUGUUCUUUGUAAGGCCAACAAAUCCAGCUCCAUCACAACCAUUACACAUUGGUGAAUUGCAACCUUUCGUACCGGUGCAGCUCUUUUAAAUUUUACACAACUCAGCUAAGUCUGCAAGAAAAGCGAAGAAAAAAAGAAGCGGAAGAAAUAAAACGCUUCUGCGGCAACGGCAACACAGAAAAACAUAAAAAGGCAUAAUUUAUCUUUACAUUUAUAAAAAAUUGCUUGAAUUGGAUUGCUAAAAAAAACAAAUGUGUAGAUAAACUUACAUACAGACAAACUUGCAUUAAUUUACAGAAAACAGAAAAUGUUCCAGUGAUUAACAAUGUGAAAUUCAGCAUUGCAGUGAACAGCGAUUUAAAUAAGUAAUAACAAGUAAAUAUAGAUUUCUAUGUUUAAAUCAACGAAAUAGGGAAAAGAACGACAAAAACAAAACCACAAAACAAAAUAAUCUAAAACAUGAUAUAAAAAUAAAAUACAAACAUGACGUUAAAUCAAGCCCACUUACAUACAUAAACACAUACAUACAAUGUAUUUACUUACAAACAUUUACAUAUAUGCCUGUGGGCUAAUGUUUAAGACGCAUAUUAUUUAUAAAAGUAAGCUCUUAUCUAAAAAAAUAAUGAUAUUUAUAUAUUUAUAUUCUUAAUGAAACUAAUAGCAAGAAAAUACAAUAGGAUAAACAUUUAAACAAAGCGAAACAAAAAGAAAAGCUAAUGGCAAAUACCAGAAGAGCUGAACUUAUCGAUAAAGUAGAGCGCUUACAAAGGGAGAAGAAUCAAAGAUGACAUGAAACAUGCAAACAGAAUUACUUUCAACAAUUUUA
Messenger RNA from Bactrocera tryoni, 1622 nucleotides. Its product is annotated as putative mediator of RNA polymerase II transcription subunit 15. Lineage: Eukaryota; Metazoa; Arthropoda; Insecta; Diptera; Tephritidae. The annotation marks the transcript as partial. The transcript is spliced from 2 exons. The record is from RefSeq and is a predicted model, not a curated record.